UCGCCGCAGUCCAGCGUGGAGGCGCGGACGUGGCGGAUGGCGCGUGGCGCUUUGUUGCUCCCUUAUAAGGCGGCGGUGACGGGGCAGCGGCAAUCAGUCCUCUGUGGAGCAGCGAAGCCUAGUGAAGCCUUCUCGACGGAGAUCGAAUCACGAGUCCGCAGCGGAUCGAGAACUCUCCUUCUGAUCUUCCUCUAUUCCUUGAGGCUCUCCGCUCGAUACUUGCUUCCUGGAGGCUGACACGGACUCCGAAGUCGACGCAGUCGCUCCUCCUUCUUCGACAGGACCCAGAGAACCUUCGCCAUGGGCAUCCUGCUGUCUCGGAUCCUCAGCCUGAUCCAGAGUUCCCGGUCCUGCAGGAUUCUCAUGGUCGGCCUAGACGCCGCAGGGAAGACCACGAUCCUCUACAAGCUAAAGUUGGGCGAAGUUGUGUCCACGAUUCCUACCAUCGGCUUCAACGUGGAGACCGUCGAGUACAAGAACAUCAGCUUCACGGUGUGGGACGUGGGCGGCCAGGUGAGGCUGAGGCCUCUGUGGAGGCACUACUACCAGAACACCACCGCCGUCGUCUACGUGGUGGACAGCAGCGACAGCGAGAGGCUGAAGGAGGCUAGGGAGGAGCUGGAGGCUAUCCUGGAGAGCGAGGAGGUGGCAGGGGUUCCCCUGCUGGUGAUUGCCAACAAGCAGGACCUUCCCGGGGCGCUGUCCGUGCAGCAGGUGAGCGAGGGCCUCGACCUGCGGCAGCACAACCGGCCCUGGCACGUACAACCCACGUGCGCCAUCACGUCGGAGGGUGUGUACGAGGCCCUGGACUGGCUGGCCAGGGAGGUGGCCAAGUGAAGCUGAUCAGGGAUGCCAAGCGAUAGAAGGAAUCGCGAAGGAAGACAGGAACAUCAGGGGUCACGCGGUACACGGCUGGGCAACACAGAAGACACGGCAUAGGGAUUCGAACAUUUGAGAAAAUUCGAACACUAGUCAAGUCACACUUGAAGACACCUAAGUACUUUCUUUACCUGUGGUUGUUUAGAUGAGUCUCUGAAAUAUGAUUAUAUUUAUAUUUA
Penaeus monodon (black tiger shrimp) is the source of this 1058-nucleotide messenger RNA. Its product is annotated as ADP-ribosylation factor-like. The transcript has 4 exons. The record is from RefSeq and is a predicted model, not a curated record. Gene Ontology annotation, biological process: intracellular protein transport; vesicle-mediated transport. Gene Ontology annotation, cellular component: cytoplasm. Gene Ontology annotation, molecular function: GTPase activity; GTP binding. The coding region runs from base 301 to 837 and encodes 178 amino acids. Lineage: Eukaryota; Metazoa; Arthropoda; Malacostraca; Decapoda; Penaeidae.